Molecule: messenger RNA, 3438 nt
Organism: Cylindrotheca closterium
Lineage: Eukaryota; Bacillariophyta; Bacillariophyceae; Bacillariales; Bacillariaceae
Source: the annotation of a GenBank genome assembly
AUGGUAAAAGGAAACGACUCCAAACCAGACGACAAUAGCUACAUCAAAGAGUUUGACUCUAGUGCGAGUACAACGGGGAUAUCUGCAUUCACCAGCUCCAGCGUUGCAAGCUCCUCGUACGAGUCAAGAUACGCUACACCACAGGUUGCGAUCAGAGAGCAGAGAGAUGUGAGAUGGUCCAAAGUACUCGUUUUCUGUGUCCUACUCAUGGCAGUAUCAGCUGUUGCUACUGCAACUUAUCUUAUUAUCAAUGAUGAGGAAAAGGCCGAGUUCGAGUAUCAGUUCUCCGGUUUCGCUUCCGAGAUUGUCACUGUUGCAAGGCAAAAGGCAGAUCAAAUAUUUGCCACAAUGGAUGUUCUUUCUGUUACGAUUGCGUCGGCCGCAGUCGCGACGAACUCGAGCUGGCCUUUUGUCAGCGUCCCUAACUGGUCCUACAAGCUUGAAGCCCUAACUACUUUGAUUGGGGGUGAAGAGCCCAUUAUUGCCUUUUCACCGAUUGUCGAAGAAUACCAACGGGGCAUGUGGUCUGGAUAUUCAACGCAAGAAGCAAGAAGAUGGUAUUCAGAAUCCAUUAGCGCUCAAAAGAAAAACUAUACAAUAGAGCUAUUGAUGAAUGGCACUUUGCCUUUCAUUCACUACUACGACGUUCAAAACAACUUUAUACCCACACCAGUGAUGGGUCCUGCACCGUCAUUACCGGCGUGGGAACAGUACCCCCUUACCACUGGGCAUCGCAACACGAUGUACACCAACUAUGAUAUGUUACAGUUUCCGCAAGUAGCGACGCUAUUCCACAUCACCAAUGCGACUCGAAGACCAUCCAUGGAUUUCAAUACCGAUAUCAGGGAAGCCGCGAACUCGAUCAUGCAACCCAUUUUCGAAGGCGUCGACUUGGAAUCCGAAGACUCGAAGAUGGUGGGAGUGGUUUGGCUGACCAUGAAGUGGCUCGACUACUUCCAAAACCUUCUCGUUGAAGGUGUCGAUGGAAUAGUAAUUGUUCUCCGUAGCAGCUGCUCGAGGGUCAGAUACGAGUCCAUGGAUCCCUCCGAUCAAGAUCCGACCAACACUGUCGUUUCCUAUCUGAUCAAUGGUCCCAACGCUGAGUAUCUUGGCGCCUUCGAUGCUCAUGAUUCUCAGUACAAUGCUCUGGAAGUCACCAAAGUUUUAGUGGACCUAGACGUGGACGAAUCCAAGAUCCCAGAGGGCAACUGUAUCCCCAAGUUGACACUACAUCUUUACCCUACAGAAGACUUUGAGGCGAGAUACCUGUCCAACAAGGCACUGUACUACACUGGCGUGGUGAUGCUUAUCUUUGCCUUUACCAGUAUGGUCUUCUUGCUCUACGAUUAUUUUGUUUCACGGCGACAACGGAUGGUGAUGAAUCGCAUCAUCAAACAAGACAAAAUUGUUUCGAAUAUGUUCCCGACAGCCAUUCGAGAGCGACUCUAUGACGCACAAAAGCAAAGGCCUCAAGAUGAUCUAAUGGAUCCGAUGGACUUUGAAGGUCAAACGAACAACCUCACCGAAGCGCCUCUCGCUGACUUGUUCCCAAACACUACUGUAAUGUUCGCGGACAUUGCUGGCUUCACCGCAUGGUCUUCCGCCAGGGAGCCUUCGCAGGUCUUCAUCCUACUAGAGACCAUAUACGGAGCCUUCGACAAGCUGGCAUAUCGAUAUGGCGUGUUCAAGGUAGAGACGGUUGGCGAUUGUUACGUGGCGGUAGGGGGUCUGCCGGAACCCGACAAAGAUCACAUGGUAGCUGUCGCCCGUUUUGCUAGAGGAUGUAUGAAGAAGAUGAAGGAAGUGACAGCCAAAUUGGAGAUGACACUGGGUCCAGACACAUCUGACUUGAACCUGAGAAUCGGUAUGCAUAGUGGGCAGGUGACUGCUGGCGUCUUGAGAGGUGAACGCAGUAGGUUCCAGCUUUUUGGUGAAACAAUGAACACGGCCUCUCGAAUGGAGAGUAGUGGAGAGCCUGGAUGCAUUCAGCUGUCAGAAACGACUGCGAAUCUUUUGAUGGCUGCAGGACUGUCAAAACUGGUACGACCAAGAAGCCACAAGAUACAAGUGAAGGGAAAAGGAGAGAUGCAAUCGUACUGGCUGCAAACCGCACGGCAGCAGCGAAACCCAAAGAUGGUUCCUCGGCUGAAUUGCCUCUCUGAAAGUGGCGACGAGAAUGAAGAAGCUCCGCUGGCUGCUGGGAAUGAUGACGACGAUUGGUUCUGGUCCCAAGACAGCGCAGAGGAAACUACCAAGUCGCAACGACUCGUCGAAUGGAACCUUGAAAUCUUGAGCACCUUGUUGCAGCAGGUAAUUGCAUCAAGAAAUGGUCAAGUGAAGAGUAUUGAGUCGCUCUCUUCGAUGGAGCACGACAUUGGGAAGGGCAGUGUUGUUCUCGAUGAGUUUGUUCCCAUCGUUCCAUUGAAGAGGUUCGAUCCUGAAGAACUCCGAGUGCGGAAAGCAACAGCUCAAGUCCACAUCAGCGAAACAGCAACGCUGCAGUUGCGACUCUACUUGUCCAACGUGAUGUCAAUGUAUCGAGACAACCCAUUCCACAACUUUGAGCAUGCUAGCCACGUGACUGCUAGUGUCAAGAAACUGCUCAUGCGGAUUGUUGAUUUGGACGAGGGAAAGGUAUUCCGCCGUGAUGGCUCUGACCGCAGUGUAGAUCUGGUGAAUUUAGCAGGCCACUCUUACGGUAUUACAUCGGAUCCAAUGACACAGUUCGCGGUUGUUUUCUCUGCCAUCAUCCAUGACCUAGACCAUCCCGGCGUCCCCAACGCUCAGCUGCUCAAAGAGCAAACCAGAACGGCAAAGCUAUACCAGAAAUCUAUUGCAGAACAGAAUAGUGUCGAUCUUGCUUGGGGAAUGCUCAUGAGCCCAGAGUACGACGGGCUUCGAGCUUGUAUCUAUCAGACCGAAGAGGAACUUUUUAGGUUUCGACAGCUGGUGGUGAAUACAGUGAUGGCGACUGACAUUGUUGACAAAGGAUUGCAAGAACUCCGAAAGGCCCGGUGGGAGACGGCCUUUGCUGAGACUGCCCCCUGCACUGGUCAUGAAGGUGACGUUGAGAGAGAGGAUUGCAAGGCGACCAUCGUGAUCGAGCACUUGAUUCAGGCCUCAGAUGUCUCUCACACGAUGCAACAUUGGCAUAUCUACAAGAGGUGGAACGAGAAAUUCUUCAUGGAAUGCUACGGAGCCUUCAAGGCUGGCCGGGCGGAUGUGGAUCCUAGUAUCAAUUGGUACAAGGGAGAAAUUGGCUUCUUCGACUUUUACGUGAUCCCUUUGGCAAAGAAGCUACACAGCUGUGGUGUGUUUGGGGUGUCUUCCCACGAGUAUUUGAACUAUGCCAUGGCAAAUCGUGAGGAAUGGGUUCGUGAGGGGGAGAAGCUCGUUGAAGAAUACUUGAAAAUAUGUUCAUCACAGUGGGAGGACUAG